Messenger RNA from Diospyros lotus (date-plum), 950 nucleotides. RefSeq names its product 60S ribosomal protein L32-1. The record is from RefSeq and is a predicted model, not a curated record. The transcript is spliced from 4 exons. The coding region runs from base 145 to 546 and encodes 133 amino acids. Lineage: Eukaryota; Viridiplantae; Streptophyta; Magnoliopsida; Ericales; Ebenaceae. Gene Ontology annotation, cellular component: ribosome; cytosolic large ribosomal subunit. Gene Ontology annotation, molecular function: structural constituent of ribosome. Gene Ontology annotation, biological process: translation.
UUCCAUAUUUACCAAAACCCUAGCGAUCUAGCCGCACUGAUAUAUGGCCUAUAUAAAGCUGGGAUGCCUGAUUCUGAACGAAGGCUGGGCGGCUCGAGUAAACCCUAGCUGCUCCCUGUAUUGGAGAAAGUAAGUGAAGCAAAAAUGGCGGUGCCUCUGCUAUCAAAGAAGAUUGUGAAGAAGAGGGUGAAGAAGUUCAAGAGGCCUCAAAGCGACCGUAAGGUUUCUGUCAAGACAAACUGGCGUCGACCAAAGGGUAUUGAUUCUCGUGUCAGAAGGAAAUUCAAAGGAUGUACUUUGAUGCCAAAUAUUGGCUAUGGCUCAGACAAGAAGACUAGACAUUAUCUUCCUAAUGGUUUCAAGAAAUUUGUGGUGCACAAUGUCAAAGAGCUUGAAGUGCUAUUGAUGCACAACAGAACUUAUUGUGCAGAGAUUGCACAUGAUGUGUCCACUAGGAAGCGGAAGGAGAUUGUGGAGCGUGCUGCCCAGCUUGACAUUGUUGUUACAAACAAGCUUGCUAGGCUGCGCAGCCAGGAGGAUGAAUGAGCUUUUUAUUUUAGGCUUAUAAACAGAGAAAAAUAUAUUCAACAUUUGGCAUAUUUGCAAGGCAAAUCAGUAGAACAUUCACUGCGUUUUCUCAUGGUACUGCAACACGCAAUUUUGAGAGAGGUUAACAUUAUUUUCUGGCGAUUUCACACCAUUUAUGCUCCUACGCGGUGGGCAUGGUAUUGUUCGUUUUCAUGGAUCUUUAACAGUUUAACUGGAUAAAAGGGCAGUUUGUGAUAUUUAGUGAUUUGGUAUGCGAUGGGUAGGGUGUGCUUUUUCUUCGUCAGGGUACUCUUGUUGGAUUUAAGAGCAUGGAGAGAACGUAAAGAGACUUUUCUCAAAUGAUUUGGGGGCAGAUAUGUUCCACUACAUUGAAAGGACGGAACUGAUGUUUUACAUUUUCA